Tupaia belangeri chinensis (Chinese tree shrew) is the source of this 2392-nucleotide messenger RNA. RefSeq names its product cholinergic receptor muscarinic 4 (gene CHRM4). The record is from RefSeq and is a predicted model, not a curated record. Gene Ontology annotation, cellular component: dendrite; plasma membrane; synapse. The transcript has a single exon. Gene Ontology annotation, molecular function: G protein-coupled serotonin receptor activity; G protein-coupled acetylcholine receptor activity. Lineage: Eukaryota; Metazoa; Chordata; Mammalia; Scandentia; Tupaiidae. Gene Ontology annotation, biological process: G protein-coupled receptor signaling pathway, coupled to cyclic nucleotide second messenger; adenylate cyclase-inhibiting G protein-coupled acetylcholine receptor signaling pathway; chemical synaptic transmission. Bases 50 to 1486 code for a protein of 478 amino acids.
CCCUCCUCCUCCAGACACUGCCCGCCCACGUCCGCCACCGCUGACCAACAUGGCAAACUUCACACCAGUCAACGGCAGCUCGGGCAACCAGUCUGUGCGGCUGGUCACGUCCACCCACAACCGCUACGAGACGGUGGAGAUGGUGUUUAUUGCCACGGUGACAGGCUCCCUGAGUCUGGUGACUGUUGUGGGCAAUAUCCUGGUGAUGCUGUCCAUCAAGGUCAACAGGCAGCUGCAGACGGUCAACAACUACUUCCUGUUCAGCCUGGCGUGCGCCGACCUCAUCAUAGGCGCCUUCUCCAUGAACCUCUACACCGUGUACAUCGUCAAGGGCUACUGGCCCCUGGGCGCCGUGGUCUGUGACCUGUGGCUGGCCCUGGACUACGUGGUGAGCAACGCCUCUGUCAUGAACCUUCUCAUCAUCAGCUUUGACCGCUACUUCUGCGUCACCAAGCCCCUCACCUACCCUGCCCGGCGUACCACCAAGAUGGCGGGCCUCAUGAUCGCUGCAGCCUGGGUCCUGUCCUUCGUGCUCUGGGCGCCUGCCAUCUUGUUCUGGCAGUUCGUGGUGGGCAAGCGGACAGUGCCCGACAACCAGUGCUUCAUCCAGUUCCUGUCCAACCCGGCGGUGACCUUCGGCACAGCCAUCGCCGCCUUCUACCUGCCCGUGGUCAUCAUGACGGUGCUCUACAUCCACAUCUCCCUGGCCAGCCGCAGCCGAGUCCACAAGCACCGGCCCGAAGGCCCGAAGGAGAAGAAGGCCAAGACGCUGGCCUUCCUCAAGAGCCCCCUGAUGAAGCAGAGCAUCAAGAAGCCCCCGCCCGGAGAAGUUGCUCGGGAGGAGCUGCGGAACGGGAAGCUAGAGGAGGCCCCUCCACCGGCCCUGCCACCACCGCCACGCCCAGUGGCUGACAAGGACACUUCCAAUGAGUCUAGCUCGGGCAGUGUCACCCAGAACACCAAGGAACGACCAGCCACAGAGCUGUCGACCACAGAGGCUGCCACGCCUGCCAAUCCUGUCCCUUCCCUACAGCCACGGGCCCUCAAUCCAGCCUCCAAAUGGUCCAAGAUCCAGAUUGUGACAAAGCAGACAGGCAAUGAAUGUGUGACAGCCAUCGAGAUUGUGCCUGCCACGCCUGCGGGCAUGCGUCCGGCGGCCAACGUGGCCCGCAAGUUUGCCAGCAUCGCUCGCAACCAGGUUCGCAAGAAGCGGCAGAUGGCGGCCCGGGAGCGCAAGGUCACAAGGACCAUCUUUGCCAUUCUGCUGGCCUUCAUUCUCACCUGGACGCCCUACAACGUCAUGGUCCUGGUGAACACCUUCUGCCAGAGCUGUAUCCCUGACACCGUGUGGUCCAUCGGCUACUGGCUCUGCUAUGUCAACAGCACCAUCAAUCCCGCCUGCUACGCGCUCUGCAACGCCACCUUCAAAAAGACCUUCCGGCACCUGCUGCUGUGCCAGUACCGGAACAUCGGCACUGCCAGGUAGGCAGGCAGGGCACCCUAGGAGGCGCUGCUGCGGCGUGUGUGUGCUGGGGGACUACAGGGCUCGCCUGCUCUGGGAAGAGAGCUGGAGUCACCGUUCCGCGUUCGCUCUUGCCGAAGAGGAGAACCGAGGUCUCCGAGACCCUGAGGCUCAGGAAGGCCCUGGCUGGAUUCAGAGACCAGACCUCUCUGUGCUCAGGCUGAGGAGGCUGUUCCGGGGAGGGUCUGGACUGGGCUGGCCUGGCCCAUCUCUGUGGCCCUCCCUCAGAGAGCUGGGGGGCACCUGCUGGGUGUGUACCGCCCCUCUGUGGCUGUCAGCUUAGCUGAAAGACAUCCAGAGGGAGGAGAGGGGCCAGUGCUUGGGAAGAGAGUGGAAGGGUGGGGUCCCCGUUCUGCUGUAAUAGGUGCUUUCUGCCCCCUGCACCCCGCAUGUAGGCUCAGCCCCGUCCCCUCAAACCCCACUCCCAGGGCAGAAACCUCCCUCCGCUGCAGCUACUCAGCCAGGCUCUGGGUGGGUGGGCAACUGCAGGCUCCCAGGCCCCGGCUGGCCAUAGCUGGCCUUGUCACAGCAGGAUGGGGCAGCCGAGAGGUCGGGACCACACUCAGGAACCAGGGUCUGGCCUCUUGUGUCCUAGGCUGAGCCAAGAGUGGGCCGCCUUAUUCCCAAGUACAGGGCUCGCCCCAGGUCACUCGGCUUCCGUGUGGGGCUGUCCUACCUGCCCUCUGCAAACCUCAUCUCUGGCCUCUGCCUGAGUCACCGGGAACGCGAAAGGCAUAAACCUGACCACGCAGGCUUCAGUGACAGUGAGGGAGACGGAGGAGUAACCUCCCUCUCUCCUCUCCCCGGGUGGACGCGCCCUGACCGGCAGUGGGCGGGGCCAAAAGACCUUUUACGGGGCGGGGCCGAGAU